AUGGUCCUUGUGCGUAGUGAGAAUGGGCAGUUGCUGAUGAUCCCUCAACAGGCCUUGGCGCAGAUGCAAGCACAGGCACAUGCCCAGUCUCAGCCUCAAAAUACUAUGACUCCUCGUCCUGCUACACCUACCAGUGCUCCUCCAGUGCAGAUAUCAACAGUGCAGGCUCCAGGAACGCCUAUUAUUGCACGACAGGUGACACCAACUACUAUUAUCAAGCAAGUGUCUCAGGCUCAAACGACAGUGCAACCCACAACAACGCUACAGCGUCCUCCUGUUGUGCAACCUCAGAUUGUUCUGGGUGGUACUGCACAAACAACUACGUUGGGGACAGCAACAGCUGUACAAACUGGAACUCCUCAGAGAACAGUGCAAGGAACGACGGCAACCUCCACUGCGGCCACAGAAACAAUGGAAAAUGUGAAGAAAUGCAAAAACUUUCUGUCCACAUUAAUAAAACUGGCAUCAUCUGGAAAACAGUCUUCAGAGACUGCAGCUAACGUGAAAGAAUUGGUACAGAACCUCCUGGAUGGAAAAAUUGAAGCAGAAGACUUUACCAGUAGGCUGUACAGAGAACUUAAUUCUUCACCUCAACCUUACCUUGUGCCUUUCCUGAAGAGGAGUUUACCUGCCUUGAGACAGCUAACACCAGACUCUGCAGCUUUCAUUCAACAAAGUCAACAGCAGCAGCCAACAACGCAAGCAACGAUAGCAACGAUUCCAUCCGCCGCGGUGCUCCUAAGCUCCUCAGUUCAGCGCACGGCAGGGAAGGCGACUGCAACUGUAACGAGUACUCUCCAACAACCUGUAAUCAGCCUAACUCAGCCCACACAAGUUGGUGUUAACAAACAGGGGCAGUCUACGCCACUGGUUAUCCAACAGUCUCAAAAAGCAGGGGCAUUGAUAAGGCCUCCGCAGGUAACGUUGACACAGACACCAAUGGUAGCGUUGCGGCAACCGCAUAGUCGUAUCAUGCUCACUACUCCUCAGAUUCAACUGAAUCAGCUUCAGACAGUACCUGUGGUAAAACCAGCAGUAUUACCUGGAAACAAAGCUAUUGCCACUGUUUCGACACAAGUAGCUGCUGCUCAGAAGAAUAAACUGAAAGAACCCGGGGGAGGCUCUUUUAGGGAUGACGACGACAUUAAUGAUGUUGCAUCAAUGGCUGGAGUCAACCUGUCAGAAGAAAGUGCUCGGAUAUUGGCAACAAACUCUGAGCUAGUGGGCACGUUAACGAGGUCCUGUAAAGAUGAAACCUUCCUUUUCCCAGCACCUUUACAAAGAAGGAUAUUAGAAAUAGGUAAAAAACACGGAAUAACAGAAAUCCAUCCUGAUGUAGUUAGCUACGUAUCACAUGCUACACAACAAAGACUACAAAACCUCGUGGAAAAAUUAUCGGAGACUGCUCAACAGAAGAAUAUUUCUUACAAGGAUGAUGAAAGAUACGAACAAGCAAGUGACGUUCGGGCACAGCUCAAGUUCUUUGAACAACUUGAUCAAAUAGAAAAGCAGCGUAAAGAUGAACAAGAAAGGGAAAUUUUAAUGCGUGCAGCAAAGUCUCGAUCUCGACAAGAAGAUCCUGAACAGCUUAGGUUGAAACAGAAGGCCAAGGAGAUGCAGCAACAAGAGCUAGCACAGAUGAGACAGAGGGAUGCCAACUUGACUGCAUUAGCUGCGAUCGGUCCCAGGAAGAAAAGGAAAGUAGAUUCGCCGGGAUCUGGAUCAGGGACAGAGAAAUUCCCAAAGCGCAACAGGCAACUGCUCGAAAGAUUCCCGGCUUUAAAAUUUGAGGGGAAAGCUGGCUUUUCGGUGUUCGCCUGCCACCUGCUGGUGGCGGUGCCUUAG
Eurypyga helias (sunbittern) is the source of this 1845-nucleotide messenger RNA. RefSeq names its product TAF4 RNA polymerase II, TATA box binding protein (TBP)-associated factor, 135kDa (gene TAF4). Gene Ontology annotation, molecular function: DNA binding; protein heterodimerization activity; RNA polymerase II general transcription initiation factor activity. The transcript has 14 exons. The record is from RefSeq and is a predicted model, not a curated record. The coding region runs from base 1 to 1845 and encodes 614 amino acids. Gene Ontology annotation, cellular component: transcription factor TFIID complex. Lineage: Eukaryota; Metazoa; Chordata; Aves; Eurypygiformes; Eurypygidae. Gene Ontology annotation, biological process: DNA-templated transcription; transcription initiation at RNA polymerase II promoter.